AUGCGAAAAAGGAUCUGCAUACUGGUGAACCUGGCCCACAGGCUCAAGGCCUCUCCUUACCCAUUGGUGCAGGCCCCGGAGACUGUGAGUCCAACUGUACUUUAUUCUCCCCCAGCCAUACCAGAGGCCCAGCAUAACACCCAGCUUAACCAUGGAGGCCAGCCUUGGGAGCGACUCCCAUCCAAGAGGGACGCUGCCACCCUAACCGACAGGGGGACAGGGACAGAGGGUCAGGCCCCACGAGGGCGGAGGCACUGGGAGCUCCACAGACCAGAGGAGUCCCUGGAGCGCUGGAAGAGGAGGAGGCCCAGGAGGAGAAGCAGGCACAGGGAUGAGUACAACUCUGAGGAGGAGGAAGAAGAGGAGUUUGAGUUCUUGGAGAGGGGGAGAUCCAGACGGAGCCGAGAGCCAGAAGUUCUGCGGGAGAGGAGGGAGGUGGAGCCGCCUGUUGUCCAUGAAGAGGACUUCAGAGACCGGAUCAGAAAGUCCCAGUCGGUGACACCAAAACCCAAUGCUGUGAUGCCAGCGGCCAUGAAGACCGCCGAGAGAUCCAGGUCUGCAGCCCACAAGGACAAGGCCCAGUUUUUCACCGGACUCAUGAUCGGCGGGGAAACAGAGGGGGAUGUGGCCACACAGAGGCGGAAGGACCGCUACAGACAGGAGCUGCUGGAACAGAUGGCUGAGGGGCAGAGGAACAAAAAGAAGGAGAAGGAUCUUGAGCUGAGGGUUGCUGCCACUGGGGCGAUUGACCCAGAGAAACAGCCUGACCGCAUUAUGCAGUUUGGGGCGGUGAACCGCGAAUAUGAGGGCCGGAGACGUGACAUCCCCUAUAGACCCGGAGUAGGCCUUGACGCCCUGGGGACCAACUCUAGCCCCAGGCCCCGCCAGGAGAUGCCUGAGGCGGGCACAGAGGAGAGAGGUCCCCCUGGGAGGCCCCGUGUUGCCUUCCCCUCCCCUCCAAUGGACUACACUAACAUCUUGGGCCAACUAACAGGGGCAGGGGGGCCGCGGUUAGGGAUGGGGGCUGGAGCAGGGGCAGGCAUGGGGGUGCCUGGGGGCGCCCCUCUCAAUGAAGACUUCCACAGGAGCCUCUCUAGUACCCUGGGAGAGAUAGUCGCCCCAAGAGGAGCCUAUCAGCAUGCUGUGGCCCUCCCUGGAGCUGGGCUGGGUGUUGGAGCGAUAGGAGAGAGGCCCAAGCAGUCCAAGGAGAGUGUGUUGAACUACCAGGGAGCAUUGAGACAACAGAUCCAGGAAAGAGAGGAGCGAAAAAGACAGGAGAGGGAGAAAAGGGAUCGCUAUGAUGCCAAGAUCGAGGCCGAGAUGAAGGCCUAUGAUCCCUGGGGGAAGGGGGGAGGAGGGGCCCCUCUCAAAGACGACAGGGGAAAUCUCAUCAGUGAUCUGAACAGAAUGCACAGGAUCAACAAGGAGGUGUACGUAAACCCAGAGUCCAGGGACAGGAGAUGGCCGCAGGGCUCUGUAGGCAGGAUUGGAGGUGGAGGGGGACUUACCCCCAGGGGAAUAUCAGGUUUCUCCUUUGCCCAGACGUCCCAGUUCGCCCGUAGCAACGUGUUCAGUGAUCAGCCUACUCCACAGCAGCUCCAGGAUCAGGACACAUACAAAGACUACCUGAAGCAGCAGAUCGAAGAGAAAAGGAGGAAGGAAGCGAAGGAGAGGGACCGUGAAAGGAUGGAGGAGGAGAGGGAGGAGAAGAGGCUGGCAGAGCAGAGGGUUCUUAUCCAGCAGGAGUUUGAGGAGGAGCAGCAGAGGAGGAAACGGAAGGAGAUCGAGCAAAGUGCCAAGAAUGAAGAGCUGAUCCGCCAGGCUGAGGAGCGCCGUAAAGAGGCGGACAGGAAGAGCAGGGAGGAGGAAGAGCGUGAGAGCAAGACCCUGAGACAGCAGGUUGAGAGGGAAAGACGGGCGCAAAAGGAAGAGAGUCAGAGGGAUCCGUCACCCCCUAUCCCAGCCCUGCAGAAGAGACUGGGGAAGCAGCACCUCACUCCCAGACCUCCCUCUGCUGUCAGCCAGCUCUCCUCUAGGGCCCUGUCUGAGCGUUCUAUGUCAGCACCACACUCUCCACCUGUACCUGCCAGGAGAAACCAGCUCCGAGCCACAGAGGACCAGCAGCAGGGUGUGAUCAGCGAGUUGUCCACGCUGCGGAGACAGCUGCGGAGCGAACAGAGACGGCUGGAGGGGCAGCUGCUGCAGAGUGACAGAGAGGAGACAGACACACCCAUCUCCACCAGGCGCAGAGGGCGCCCCCAUGGGGACGUGUUUGAGAUGGCACUCAUCAGAGCCCAGGGGUCGUCCAGACGACCCAACUCUGGAACGGCUGCUGCAGCUGCCCAUGUCAACAUGCAGAACAUCAGGGAAUUUAACCAGCUCAAAUACAGAGACAGCGCAUCUCGUGAGGAGGUGCAUCAUGUGUACCCCGACCCCCCCAGUGAUGAACACAGUCUGGACAUCCAGCAGCAGGCUCUGCUCAGGGAGCAACAACGCAGGAUCAGGAACAUGAGGAGAGGAGAAGAGUCAGAUUACCCCAAUGGUGACACAGGGUCCCCAUCCCCAACGCAAGCCCAGGUUAACCUGAGGUCCAGACAGCCCUCAGCCCAGGAGAGGGAGAGCAGGAGGCCCGCCAGGAGAAGAGACUUUGAGGAUGACAUGGUGACUCCCAGUGGUCAGAGGGAUGACGAGGGCCAACCGGAUGCCCAGUCUCUAUUCUCUGUGGCCAGCCUGAACCUUGAGGGGGUUAAGGACCGCAACCAGAGACGCAUCCGCAGACUGGAUGACUUCAACGACCACGACUGGAGAUCAGGAGGGCUGUCAGCCGACGAAGGGGACCACCUCUCGCUGCGGUCCACCCCAUACCACCCGGACAGGCGUGUGUCUGUGGAGACGGUUGCCACGGAGCCCUGGCUGCGGCCUGGCACAUCAGACCCGCUGAAGCGGUUAGGGACUGGUCAGAACCGGAGAGAGAGGCCGGUUACUAGAGACAUCCUGGACGGGGAUGGGCCCUCCACCUACCAUGGAUGA
Molecule: messenger RNA, 3030 nt
Organism: Salvelinus namaycush (lake trout)
Lineage: Eukaryota; Metazoa; Chordata; Actinopteri; Salmoniformes; Salmonidae
Product: centrosome and spindle pole-associated protein 1-like
Exons: 22
Coding region: 1-3030 (1009 amino acids)
Biological process (GO): positive regulation of cytokinesis
Cellular component (GO): spindle pole; centrosome; microtubule
Source: RefSeq, a predicted model, not a curated record